This is a messenger RNA of Sphaerulina musiva SO2202, 3089 nucleotides long. Its product is annotated as putative histidine kinase M3YPp. The transcript is spliced from 5 exons. Gene Ontology annotation, molecular function: histidine phosphotransfer kinase activity; protein binding; phosphorelay sensor kinase activity. The record is from RefSeq and is a predicted model, not a curated record. Gene Ontology annotation, biological process: phosphorelay signal transduction system; protein autophosphorylation. The coding region runs from base 186 to 3089 and encodes 967 amino acids. NCBI's taxonomy places the organism in Eukaryota, Fungi, Ascomycota, Dothideomycetes, Mycosphaerellales, Mycosphaerellaceae.
CUCGCGGACUCAAGCACAAGAGAGAGUCGACCGACGACUCGUGCCAGUCUAUAGUGCAUGUGCAUCAUCCGGAAUAUCUUGGUCCACACGACCUCACGGCCGCUACCAUCAAUCCCGGUCACACCAUCUCCAGCCAUGUCGAACUUCUCCGCGCUUUUGACUGGUCAUCCACAGACUUGGGCCCUAUGUCAGCCUGGUCGUCGCACCUGAGACGCGCUGUGAACUUCUUGCUGGCAGAUCCUAGGGCUGCCGUGCUGUACUGGGGUGCCAAGCAGACUUCCAUCUACAAUGAAGCAUACCAGUUGGUGCUGGCCGAAAGGCAUCCGUGGGCCAUGGGACGAACGGUACAGGAGGUAUGGCCAGAGGCUGCCGACUGCGAGAUCAUGUAUGCUUUUCAGAAGGCUGAUGCUACUGGCGAGGCCAGCGGUGGCGAUCGUGCGCCCUUUUUCGUGAGCCGAAGAGGAUUUCUCCAGGAAAUGUAUGGCGACUGGUCCAUCAUUCCAGUCAUCGGCGACGGGACAAAUGCUGGCUACUACAAUAAUGUACUGGAUCUCACUGCACGUGUACACGAAGAUCGCCAGAUGGCCACUCUACUCCGGCUUGAGAAGGAAACAGCGGAAGUGAAGGCGGUUGAAGACUUUUGGCCAGCUAUUAUCGAAGGACUCCGGCAUAAUAGAAAAGAAGCACCCUUUGUCGCAUUAUAUGCCGCCCUUCCUCGAAGUCCCCAUUCCAUAUCCCGCACAACGUCGACAUCUAGCUCGAUUGAACUCUCUAAUAUGGACUCGACACAAGCGACUCAAAAGUGGAGUCUACAAGGUACACUCGGCAAUGAACAUAUAGGCAGCGUAUUCUGUCACGAGAUAGACUCACAAUGGGCUGCUCAGAACGUGUCGCCAGACUUCAAGGACAGUAUCCUCACAGGCAAAGUCCAGACGAUCUCGAUCGAGCCCCAUUCUCACCUAUACCCGGCUGCGAAAAGUCGUGCGUACAACGACCAAUGUACUAUGGCAGUCUUGAUACCACUAGGAAGAGCUCAAGAUGGCGACAGGAUUGGAUUUCUCUUACUUGGAAUCAGCAGUCGGCGCUAUUAUGACUUACACUACAAGCAAUUCAUUCGUCUGCUAACGACACAGCUUUGUGGAACGUUGAGCACGGUUCGACAAGUAGAGCAAGAUACGAGGAAAGCCAACAUGCAAGCUGAACUGGCCGCGUUGGACCGAUUGCUUUUGUCAGAAAAGCUUGCGCUGACGGAACAGCAGGCUCAGGAUAAUGAGCAAAGAUUUCGCUCCGUUGCGACUCAUAUGCCAAUGGCCAUGUAUGAGAUGCGCCCGUCGGGCGAGAUCACUUACGCCAACGAUGCGUACUACGAGUUGAUGGGAUUGAAGCCAGACCAGGUCUAUCCCUAUUUCUGGGUGGACAUGAUUCAUGUUGAUGACCUUCCUAUUUACGAGCAGAAUUGGGCCAAGCUCGUGGCUGGCGAGUCUGUUCAAUUCGAGGCCAGGCUGAAGCGAAAAUUCACGGCUGCAGAUGCUCUCAGUGGCGAGACCAUUGAGGCGGAGACAUGGUUUCUAUCGGCUGCAUUCUCAAUCAAAUCGGACGAUGGCAGUAUACAUAAUAUACAAGGCGCACUUAUCGAAAUCAGUCGACAAAAGCUGUUGGAAACAUUGCAGACGAGGAGGUUGGAGGAAGCGAUUGAGCUGAAGCGUCAGCAAGAACACUUUAUGGACUUUGUUGGACAUGAGAUUCGAAAUCCCCUCUCUGCUACAAGUUUGUGCGCCAGCUCCAUGCAGGCGACAUUGGAGGAUUUACUUAGGAACACGACACUGGAAGGAGCGACAGAUACAGUCACGAUUGGUCGAGAGACGAUACAAAAUCAGAUCGAGAACACAGAAAUCAUCACAACAUGCAUACAACACCAAAAACGGAUCAUAGACGACAUCCUUACCCUGAGCAAGCUCGACUCCAAUUUGCUUGCAGUCACGCCUUGCGAGACUGAUCCAAUGACUAUUGUAUCCCAGUCGCUGCGACUGUUUGAAGCAGAGCUUCAAGCAGCAGAGACUCGAUUGGAAUACGUCAUUGACCAAUCUUACCGCGACUUGGACAUCCAAUGGGCCAUGCUCGACCCGAGCAGGUUGCUGCAGAUACUCAUCAACCUCAUCACUAACGCCAUCCGGUUCACGAAGAACGAGUUGACCCGAACCAUUACCGUCACACUGGCUGCUAGCAGGACGUUGCCUCUCAAAUCGCUGGCAGGUAUCCCUUAUCUACCACAGCCCAAUGCCAGGCCGAAUGCCGAGGAGAAACGAAAUGCCGAAGGUGAUGAGAUAGGAGGUGGUGAGAAGGAUGAGGAUGUGGUGUACCUACUCGUCGCAGUGGCAGAUACAGGGUGUGGUAUGAAGACUGACGAACUCGAACGCAUCUUUCUCCGUUUCCAGCAAUCCUCCCACAAGACACAUAUCGAAUAUGGUGGCUCCGGGCUUGGUCUUUUUAUCUCGCGAGAAUUGGCACGACUUCAAGGAGGUCAGAUCGGAGUUCAUUCGGAACAUGGAGUGGGCUCGACUUUUGAGUUUUAUAUCAAAACCAGAAAGUGUGAGGCUCCCAAGCAGGCUGUGAAAGACAAAGAGCCAGACGUGCAGCUUGAGCGAUACAAGCAGGAACAAGGCUCAUCACCUACGACACAGACUGGAAAAGCCAGGCAUAUCUUGCUUGUGGAAGACAAUCUUGUCAACCAAAAAGUCAUGGAUCGGCAGCUCCGCAGAGCUGGCUAUCAAGUCCAUGUUGCAAACCACGGCGGUGAAGCACUUGAUCAUAUACGGCGGUCGACAUAUUGCCAAAGAGAUGGUGUCCCGUUGGACGUCGUUCUCAUGGACAUUGAAAUGCCUGUCAUGGGAGGAUUGGAAUGCACACGACGAAUACGAAACAUGCCGGCCGUGAGAAGGAGAUUGGCCAUUGUCGCCAUUACGGCGAAUGCGAGAAGUGAGCAGCAGACGGAGGCGUUGAAUGCGGGAGUCGAUGCAGUAGUCACGAAACCUUUUCAAAUGGGCGAGCUGUUGGGUGUUGUGGACAGCGAGUGGUCGACAAAGGAGUGA